Molecule: messenger RNA, 703 nt
Organism: Paramecium octaurelia
Lineage: Eukaryota; Ciliophora; Oligohymenophorea; Peniculida; Parameciidae
Source: the annotation of a GenBank genome assembly
AAAAAAUUAGUAAUGCAAAAGACAAUGUAAAUUUUAUUCUCGAAAUUUCUCUAGCGCCCCCAUAGUUAAAUGGUCUUAAAGAAAAGACAAUGUGUUUUUAACAGUUGAAGUGAGAGAUUUGAAAGAUGAAAAGGUUGACUUGACUUCAAACUCACUUAAAUUUUCAGCUACUGCAGAAGGUGUUAAUUAUACUUUUGAAAUUAAUUUCUUUGCUGAAGUUGUUGUCGAAGUACUUUCAUCAAUUAUAUCAUUUAGGAAAGUAAAUGGACCAAUUAUGGGUUAAAUGUCAGAUUUAUUUUAUCAAAGAAAGAUAAAACUGCUUCUUAUUGGACUAGAUUAAUCAAAGAGACACACAAAUUACAAUACUUAUAGGUUUGAUAUAUUUUCUAAUAAAAGGUGGAUUGGACAAAGUAUAUCGAUGAAGAUGAUGAGGCUGAAGAGGGAGGCAAAGGUUUGGACGAUUGGGAUUAGAACAAAUUCUAAAAUUUCGAUUAAGGUGGUGCAGAUGAGGAUGACGAAGAGGGUGAAGAGGAAUAGCCAAAGGAGGGUAUGAAUUGAUGCAAUAAUUUUAGGAAAUGUUGAUGAUUUAGAGAAGGAAGAAGAAGUCUAAAAAAAUGAUCAAGCACCAAAGGAAGGUGAAUAAGAGAAAUAAGCAGAGAGUAAUUGAUAAUGAUAUUAUAUCUAUGUUUAAAUAAGAAGAUGU